GUUUCUUUUCUCGAUAGGGGAGGCUUCAGGGUUCUGGUGCUUCUCCUCCCCUUGCGCUGUUCUUGAGUAUUUUAUGACCCUUUCUAUGUAUGCGUUCGGCCUUUCUCGAUACAAUUCCAAUCCCCCCACUCCGUCAGUUGGAGGCUGUACCUGCAUCUCGAGUCACCUCCGCAUUAUCUUCCCAGUAACUGCUUUUCUGCCCCCGCCAUAGGAAGGUACUUCCACGCCUUCACCUGAGAAAGCAGAAAGAAUAAUGUCGGGCAAUCCUAGUCAGGCUCCUACCUCUUCUAUGAAAGCGGUGAAUAUUCCGAGCCAGCCAGUCUCUGCGACGUUCACCUCUUCUUCAUUUGAUAGCGGCUCUCCGCGGUCUCAGCGGCGCCCGGGAGGUUCUGGCAGUUUUGGAGCCGGCUUAACAUCUCAGUUCAGAAGCUCGGGCUCUCCUAGGAACAAUCAGGCUCUCAAGAGUCAGCACAAGCGACAGAGGCGUCCCCGGUUGUUAGAUGAUGAGGAUUAUAGCGAAUCGGCCAUCAUGAGAUCUACAACCAGUCGCAAGGGACAGACGUCCAUCACCCAUCUGAUGAAUUUCUCUCUCCCGCCUCGUCCUCAGUACAACCCUCCACCCCGCAAUCCUCGCCGCUAUACAUCUUGGGGCCCAGGCUCUGGAUACCAUGCGAUGGACAAAUCCCGCUAUGUUCAUGCGAACUAUCGCUUUAUCGUGGCACCCAACCGCAACUACCAUGCACAGGCAGCCAAUGCUGAUGUGCACCUAGAUUGGGAUUCAGUGCUGCAGGUCUUGGUAUCAGCUCAAACGCAGUCAGCCAGUUGCCCCAUCUGUUUGUCCACUCCCGUUGCACCACGAAUGGCUCGCUGUGGUCACAUAUUCUGUCUCUCUUGUCUGAUUCGCUACAUGCAUUCGACUGACGAAGAGAAUCCGGUUCCGGAGAAGAAGCCGCGUUGGAAAAAGUGUCCUAUCUGUUGGGAUUCCAUCUACAUCUCGGAGACGCGGCCUGUGCGAUGGUUUCGUGGUCAGGAGGGUGAUCUCCCAUUUGAGGGAGGUGAUGUAGUCCUGAGGCUAGUGAAAAGAGAACCAGGCAGCACUCUAGCGCUGCCUCGGGAUGGGGCUGAGGACAUUGCGCCAGAGGAGGAUGUUCCGUGGUAUCAUGCUGCAGAAGUAGCUGACUACGCGCGCAUAAUGAAAGGAGGCGAGGAGUACAUGAAAGCUCAGUACGACAUUGAGAUUGAUGAGCUCCGCAUGCAGGAGCGUGAAGAUGAACUUCUAUUCGGAGAUGAUACCACUUGGACUCAGAAGGCGGUCGCUGCGAUUCGCGACGCCAAGUCUAAGAUAGAGGGUAUGGGGAAUCCGCCUGACAUUACGCGACAGCCCGUGCAGACCAAGCAAGCAAAGGAGCCUAUCGCAUUACAGUCCCCGCCAGAGGAAAUUGCUGCCAUGUAUGAAUCACAGCAUGCAACCAAGUCAGGUCAAAGUUCGUCUGCGGAAUCUAUCCCCGCCUCAGAUGUUGGUCCCGGCUCAGCCUCGACGCCGGGUACGUCCAAUGACAUGGAUCGUACAACUGAGGCCUUGGGCAAGAUUGACUUGAAUUCGACUUCUAACUCUAAGAAGAAGCAAAGAGACCCUGGACACAGCCGAAACCACAUGCCCUCAACACGAGGCCCUCACACAUCUGAUCACCCGUUCUUCUUCUAUCAAGCCCUACCUCAGUUCUAUCUUUCGCCCUUAGACAUUCGCAUUCUAAAAGCUGCAUUUGGUGACUAUUCUUCGUUUCCGGCCACCAUUCUCCCAAGGGUUGAACACAUCUCCACCGGUCAUAUCGUUGAUGAGGAGCUGCGCAAACGCGUGAAAUAUCUCAGCCAUCUUCCGCAGGGUUGCGAGGUGAAUUUCCUCGAGUGUGAUUGGAGGGAUGUAGUCGUCCCGGAGGUUCUAGGGACUUUCAAAUCGGAAACGGAAAGAAGACGGAAACGUAAUAAGGAGAAAGAGGCGCGGGAAGAGAAAGAUCGGAUUCGAGCUGAGAAGAAAGAAGACGAAGAGCGUUGGGCAGCAGCGCGCCGGAAGAGACCCAGUAUCGGUGGUAUUAGCAAUGACCAUGCUCCCUUCUCCGACCGGGAUUUCCAGCCGUUAGCAGGCGCUGUUGGCGAGCCAUCUGGCAUGGAUAUGGGGUCCUCUUCCGCAUCUCUUCCACAGGCGUCCCAUUUUGGCGCUCUGGCUUCACCCUCUACGAGUCCCCCCGGAUCUCGUACUGUGUGGGGAACAACUGCUGUACCGGCGCUUUCGGCUCCAUCGGGCUCACAACAAGGCCCUGCUGAUGGCUGGCUCAAAGGCUGGGAGGAGGAGUUGUGGGCCCAGCAAGAGAGAGAAUUGAUGGCUCAAUCUGCUGCCGAGGCGAGCAACCCCACCCCUGCUGCUUCUGGCGGAAAAAAGAAAAAGAACAAAAAAAUCACGCUCAUGGCGACCAAUAUCCAGAGAGGAGCUUAACAGGGCGCAAACGCUUUAACUGCUUCAAUGACCGGCUUUUGGCGAUCAUUAUCUGUCAUUUUCUUUGUGCGCGCUUCCGGUUCGUGAUCGUCUUUUUCUCAUUUAUACUUACGAGCAUUAUGUUAUAAUCAUCUUUGGGAGGUACUUGCAGAUACACUCUGGGAGGAGCAUGGGUAAGGAGUCGAAGUUGUUCUACGAGAUCUGAUGGCCAUAUAUGUGUACGAAUUAUCAUUAUUAGAAUUUGAUGGAGAACUAUAUAGACACGCCA
Molecule: messenger RNA, 2759 nt
Organism: Aspergillus sclerotioniger CBS 115572
Lineage: Eukaryota; Fungi; Ascomycota; Eurotiomycetes; Eurotiales; Aspergillaceae
Product: RING-type E3 ubiquitin transferase MAG2
Exons: 2
Coding region: 254-2491 (745 amino acids)
Biological process (GO): positive regulation of transcription by RNA polymerase II
Molecular function (GO): metal ion binding; transcription cis-regulatory region binding
Source: RefSeq, a predicted model, not a curated record